AUGGCCCAUUGCUUUUAUAAAAAUUGCUCAUUUAAAGCAAUGUUUUUAUGUUCAUGCUCUGGGGUCUUGCCUAUCUGUUAUAUGCAUUUAGCAGCCCACAAAACCUCAGAAAUUCCAAAUCCUCAUGAAAUUCGCUACUUAUUUCUUGCCGAAUACAAAGAAACUAAAAUUUUUAUUAUUGAUUUAAUAAACAAGCGCAUCUCUAUGCUUUGAAAUAGCUGCCUUGAAGGUGCAAUAACAAUAUAUAGCAAAAUCAAAGAAUUUAAUGAAAAAUUAGCAAAAAAUAUUCAAAAAAUAGAUAAUGAAGAAUUUUUGCUUAAUUUUCUUUAUGAUAAGAUAUUUUUUUGUAAAAUUAAUUUUUAAAUUAAAAAAAUUUGGUAUUUAUAAGCCUCUAAAAUUUAAAUUCAAUAGAGGAAUAUUAGUAAUCAUCAAGAAAACAAGGAAAAUAUCAUUAGUGAAUUAGAUGAGUUCAAAAUAUCUCAAAUCUUGAGCAACAGUAAACAAAUUUCAAACUUAGAAAAAGCUUUAUCAGAAUAUUGUAGAAAGGUCCAUGAAAAAAUAAAUACUUGUUAUAGCUUAAUAAAAGAGAUAAUCUCAAUUGACCGAAUUCCAUAUGAAAAUCCGAAUUUUUUCCAAAGUAUUUUACUAGAAGAAAAAUCAAAAGCAGCUGAACUCAUAGAAACUGAAAUUUUGAAUAAUCUUAAUAUAAGCCAGGAAAUCAUUUAUUAUUUUCCUAGAGUAUCAAUCACAACAGAAACUGAAAUUGUUGAAAAACUAAAAAAUAAAGCAAAAGAAGCCCUUUGUUUUGAAAAUCAAUUAGAAGAUUUAUCAAAAAGAAUCCAAGCCCUUUUUACAAUGUCGUUUACAGGCGAAUAUAAACAAUUAAUCAAAGAAAUCGAGCAAGUGAAAAUAAAAAUAGCAAAUAAAUUCAGAGUUUUUUCUUUUAUUUGCAAAAAUGAUGAGUGUUUCACGUUAGUGAACGAAACAAAUAAAGAUUUUAAAAAAAUCUAUAAUGAAUAUGUCAAGAAAAAUUAUAAUAAUUCCAAAUUAUGUGAAAAUUUGCUAAAGACUGUCAAUGAAAAUUUAAGCAAUUUUGCAUGCUUUGAGAAUAAGUCGUUAUAUUUAAUAGACUCAGAAAAAAAUUCAACGAAAAUUUUUAAAUAUAACAUAAAAACUAGGAAAAAAGACCAAAAAAUUAUAGCCAGCCCAUUACCAUUAACGAGGCAUGUUUGUGUAGUCCAAAUUUCUAAUUUUGAACUAUUUUUAUUUGGAAGCUUUCCUGCUUCAGGCGCUGCUUUUAUUUUUGAUACUAAAAAAUGUAUAUUUAAAGCAGAGUUGCCAGAAGGAGUUCAUUGCUGCUCUGCGUCUGAGUUUUUUAUAAUAAUUCAGUUUUUAUUUUUGGAGGUCUAG
This is a messenger RNA of Blepharisma stoltei, 1410 nucleotides long. NCBI's taxonomy places the organism in Eukaryota, Ciliophora, Heterotrichea, Heterotrichida, Blepharismidae. The record is from the annotation of a GenBank genome assembly.